AUGGCGGACAUUCAAGGCCCAUCCACGCCCCUCGGCGGCGGCCCACCCAGCCCGCUGCUCGACCCGUUGACUGCCCUGGGCCUGCUGCCGCCGCCCGGCUUCACCUCCGUCGCCAUCCCGCUGCCUCGCGGCUCGCUGUACCUGAGACCGCUCGACACCCCCCGGACAACGCCGUCGUCGUCGUCGUCGAGCCCCGCUGCCGCCGCCGCCUUCAUCACCGCCUCGCCCUCUUCCAUACGCCCUGCCGCCAGGGCCAGCCGCCGCCUCCCGGCGCCUUCGAAACCCGAACCGAACGGGGCCUACACGCUCCUGAUCGUGGAUGACAACCCGAUUCAGCGAAAGAUCGUAAGCAAGAUCUGCGAGCGAUGGGGCCAGCCGUACGAGCUGGCCGAGAACGGCCAGCAGGCCGUUGACAUGUACAAGCGGAACCCUGAGCGGUACCGAUGCAUCCUCAUGGACCUUGUCAUGCCCGUGCUGGACGGCUUCGAGGCCACGAAGCAGAUCCGGGCUUUUGAGGAGGAGUCGUGGAACGAGGCGACAUCGUCAUCAUCCUUCCUAUCGCCGUCGUCGUCAUCGUCCUCCUCUCUGUACUACACGCCCUCCUUCCUCGCCUCCACAAGGCGGACCGCCGCUACGGCACCCGAUGGCGCGCGGGCGCCGCCGCCCGAGCCGGUGCGGCGCGCCGUCAUCAUCGCGCUGGUGCCGGGCUACGCCAUCACGGGGCUGCGGCAGCGCAUCGCCGACACGGGGUUCGACCUGAGCCUCAGCCACCCGCUGCACCUGGGCACGCUGUCCAACAUGCUGUUCAGCGGGCCCGAGGCCAACGUCGUCAGCCUGUACGGCGGCGUCGACGCCCGCCGCCUGCGCGAGGCCGGCUACCCGCUGCAGCCCGGCCUGCGCAAGCCCAGCACCAUCGGCCAGCUCGAGGUCGGCGAGGUCCUGGGCAUGGCGGUCGUCUAG
Neoarthrinium moseri is the source of this 960-nucleotide messenger RNA. RefSeq lists its product as uncharacterized. The record is from RefSeq and is a predicted model, not a curated record. The transcript has 3 exons. Gene Ontology annotation, biological process: phosphorelay signal transduction system. Bases 1 to 960 code for a protein of 319 amino acids. Lineage: Eukaryota; Fungi; Ascomycota; Sordariomycetes; Amphisphaeriales; Apiosporaceae.